AUGAAAGCGUAUGUGCUACGGUUGUAUGCUGUUUACUAUACAACGCAAUCAGUUCGGACAAAAGUUCGAUAUAACAGAGCUAAAAAUCAACAGAUGACAUCUUCAACGACUGUGAUAGUAAGGAAUGAUGGGAGAAAAUUCGCAGUAUGUGAUAGCUUCGUAGAAUUUAUGGUCCGAAAGCAUCAGGAGGAGUUGCAACGAUUGUCUGCGCUUAUUAGAGAAGAAGCAAUUCAGCGACACAACAGUUAUUUGCAGACCCUCCAGUAUCGGAAUAGUAUCGUUGUGGGUUUACGUCGAGUCUUGGCACGUAAUCGCGGCCAGUAUCUUGUGCCCGUAGGUUCAACUGCUUCAGGACUUGCUAGUGGUAUAUCGGAUAUUGAUUUGGUUUAUCUAUCAACGACCGAUGAAAAACAACGCGAAACACUAUUGCGGUUACUUUCUAAGGAAAAUUAUAGGAGAACAUUCAUGACAGAAGUGAAAACUAGAAUCGAAGAAUCUUCUCUAUGUAAAGAGUUCGACUGGUCUCAAACAGAUAUUAUUCACACUGCUCGGGUGCCAAUUCUUCAUUUACAAACACAGAAACAUAUGCAAGUUGAUAUUCAGUUCGAGAAAUAUGCAUCAAUUAGAAAUACCUGCUUUGUUCGACAUUGUGCUCAGUAUGACAAACGGGUGGCUUUGCUGAACAUGUGGGCACAAAAAUGGCUAGAAUCGCAGCGAUUGAAGGACAGCAAACAUGGUUUAUUUUCUACCUAUCAUGUAUUGAUGUUGGUUCUACAUUUUUUGCAAUGCACUGGUUCUUACGGUAUUCAACCGAUUUUACCAAUUAUGUGCAAAAAAUUCAGAGGAAACUUGAGGCCCACCUUACCAAUCCAACGAGCAGCAGUAUCUUUAUAUGAGAGACCUAAAGAUUUAGAUUUCAACGAAAAACAAGAACCAGAUGUGGCAGAAUUAAUAUUGCUAUUUGUCAGUCAUUAUGCAAAGUAUGAUUUCAAUCAUAUCAGUUUUCAUCUAAACAAUGCUUCUAUUACCGAAAAGAACCAAUUCGGUAAUGAAUAUGAACAACAUCAAGUUUCGAUAUUUGAUCCAUACGCUUCAACCACAAUUUGUCGCGUCAAAGGAGGAGCAGAUCUGUUAACAUAUGCUUUUCAAACUACCAAAAAAGCUAUGCUUGCUGGUCAUUGUCUUAAUUGGCCGAUUUCUAUGAAGUAA
Molecule: messenger RNA, 1209 nt
Organism: Brugia malayi
Lineage: Eukaryota; Metazoa; Nematoda; Chromadorea; Rhabditida; Onchocercidae
Exons: 7
Coding region: 1-1209 (402 amino acids)
Cellular component (GO): cytosol
Molecular function (GO): poly(A) RNA polymerase activity
Source: RefSeq, a predicted model, not a curated record